GUGUGUCAGUAACAGAUAAAGCAGAGAGCAGACUCUCUGUCAGAUCUCACGUUCUUCUCUUGUAGAAUAGACCAGUCUCACCUGCAGGACUGAUCCCAGAUAUGAGGCUCUGUUCCUGGGCUGGAGCUCUGCGUCUCCUGCCUGUCCUGGUCCUCCUGACUGUCCUCCAUGUCAAAGCGGACCAGCAGCAAACCAAGGAGAGACACUAUUACAUCGCUGCUGUGGAGAUAGACUGGGACUACUCCGGCAAUGGAGCACACAGGUCUGGUCCCACCUAUAAGAAAGUGGUCUUCAGGGAAUAUGACAAAGACUUCAGACAGGCGAAGACUCAUCCCCCCUGGUUAGGUCUGCUGGGACCCACGCUGAGGGCCGAGGAGGGAGAAACCAUUGUCGUCACUUUCAGAAACAUGGCCUCUGAACCACACAGCAUCCACCCACACGGGGUCUCUUAUGGGAAACAGUCGGAGGGAGCUAACUACUUUGACAACACGUCACAGAAAGAGAAGGAGGACGACUUUGUGCAUCCCAACAGUGAACACGUUUACUACUGGGAGGUGACCUCAGAGGUCUCUCCACAGCAGCAGGACCCCACCUGCCUCACCUACACCUACAUCUCACACAAGAACGUGGUGGAGGACUACAACACGGGCCUCAUUGGAGCUUUACUCGUCUGCAAGCCUGGCAGUCUGGAUGAGACGGGGCAUCAGAUCGGCGUCCACCAUGAGUACGUCUUCCUGUUUGGGGUUUUUGAUGAAAGAGAGAGCCAGUACAAACAGAAAGGCUACGGCGACCACGUCAAGUACACCAUCAACGGAUACACCAUGGGAGCGCUGCCUGAUGUCAGCAUGUGUGCCUACGCCCCUGUUAGCCUGCACCUGGUGGGGAUGAGCUCCGAGCCCGAGGUGUUCUCGGUGCAUAUGAACGGUCAGGUGCUGCAGCAGACCGGACACAAAGUGUCGUCAGUGGGCCUCAUCAGCGGCUCCACCGCCACCGCCACCAUGGUGGCGCUGCACCAGGGCCGCUGGCUGCUCUCCUCUCACACCGUCAAACACAUGGAGGCUGGCAUGCAUGGUUUUGUGGAGGUGAAGGAGUGUGAGGACUUUAAAGCUCCCCGGAGGAGGAUGACCAUAGAAGAGAAAAGAUUCAGCAAGGAGUGGACGUACUACAUCGCUGCAGAGGAGGUGAUCUGGGACUACGCUCCUAACGCGCUGGAACACAUGGACGACGACUUUAAGCUCCAGUACCUCAGACAGUCCUCGACACGCAUUGGGAAGAGGUACAAGAAGGCCGUGUACGUGCAGUACAAGAACGCCUCGUUCACUGAAAAGUUAGAGUCCAAGCAGAAGAAGAAUGAGAUCGGGAUCCUGGGCCCCGUGAUCAAAGCUCAGAUCAGAGACGUCAUCAAGAUAGUUUUUAAGAACAAGGCCUCCAGACCGUACAGCAUCUAUCCACAUGGACUGACCAUAGCCAAGCAGGACGAGGGAGUGAACUACCCAGCAGGAGGCAACCAGUCCCAUGGCGUCCAGCCCGGUGAGACACACACCUACAUAUGGAGAGUAGAGAACGAGGACGAGCCUUCUGACACAGACGCUCGAUGUCUGACACGACUGUACCACAGCGCCGUGGACACGCCACGGGACAUCGCCUCAGGGCUGAUCGGACAAAUACUCAUCUGCAAGGGGCGCUCCCUCGAUGUCAGGGGGGUGCAGCUGAAAGCAGACAAGGAGCAGCAUGCCAUGUUCGCCGUGUUCAAUGAGAACAAGAGUUGGUACUUGGGCGACAACAUUCGGCAAUACUGUGAUCGAUCCAGAGUCAACAGGGAAGACCCCGAGUUUUAUAAGUCCAACGUCAUGCACACGAUUAACGGUUAUGUGUUUGAGAGCGGCCCAGUCUUGGGCUUCUGCAACGGUGAGAUUGCAACGUGGCACGUGUCCAGCAUCGGAGCUCAGGACCACAUCCAGACCGCCACUUUCUACGGACAUCCGUUUGAGCUGCACGGCCGGACGGAGGACUACCUCAGCCUCUACCCCAUGACGGGAGAGACCAUCACCAUGAACAUGGACAACAUCGGUGUCUGGCUCUUGGCUUCCCUGAACUCCCACGAGACGACCAAAGGAAUGCGAGUGAAGUUUCGGGAUGUCGAGUGUUAUCGUGACCGCCUGUAUGAAUACUACGACGACGAUGAUCGAACAGAGCUAAAAGAAUUCACCGUGUGGAACCCUAUGACCCUGGAGGAAAUCAGGAAGGAGGACGAGGAGAAGCCCGAACCUGAGAAAAAGAACAAAAAGACGGAGGAGUUCGACAUGUACACAGAAUUGUUUGCAGAUGAGUUAGGGCUCAGGUCUCUGAAGAACCAGUCUGGAGCCUCAAGUGUGGAGCAGCUGGACCUCUCUUUCCUCGACUAUGAUGCUGUUGAUGUUCCUAACGGCGAUAUGAAUGUUACCCUCAAUUUCAAAGAGACAGUGAAUAAAAAUGAGACUUCUACUCCAGAGCCAAACGCAUUAAAUGAGACAUUAUUAUUAAAUGGAACAGGAGUAAACGGAGUAAACCGUACAGCAGAUAACCAAAGCAUCAGUGAGAACACAACACUUAUAGACAGCAGCACGACAUCAACCUUUGACAAUUCCUCCAUGCAUAAAACAGAGAAUACAAGCAUUAUUCACAGCCCAAAUAUAAAGAAUGAGAACAUCAUUACAAAUAUCAAUGCUUCUGUCUCAGAUCUUGAUAAUGUUACAGUGUCUGAGAACACAACAGCUCACAAUGCUACGGGAGGGAAUGCAACCACAGAGAUGACCAAUCUAAUGGUGACUUUGAGAGAAAACUCAAGUUCCAUCUUGACUGAAAAAGUGAAUGAAACUCUGACUGCUGAUAAUCAGACUUCUGUGGCGGAGGAGGAGGAGGAGGAGCUCACCAGAGGAGACACGUUUCCUACUCCUCUAUCCAACUCCAGCACCGACGAGCCUGAAGGCAACACCACCUCUCUGUCACAUAAUGCAACAAAGCAUGAUGAGAAUAAAACUGCAGCUAAUAAUGUUUCAGCAGGUGGAACAAACUGUUCGUUGUCUAUCCCAGCGGCUGAUGCUGACCAGGCUAACAUGAGCAACUUCCCCAUCGUAGAGCUGGAGGUGGAGAACAACAAAACCAGUGACAAUGACUCUCUGAGUGCAGCUGCAGAGCCAAAGUAUCAAACUAAUUCCUCUGAAACUGUGAUUAUUAUUCCCGCCAUCAGCCUUGAAAACGUAACACACGAUUUGCUGGAAUCUAAGCCCAUACAGGAUGCCACAGGGAAUAUUCCCAUGUCAGAUUCAUCAGAGGAGAUUGGUUUAGAUAUUGGGGCGAAUAUCACACUCCUUCCUGGUGAGAUUCUGCAGAAAAAUGUCUCCAGUGAGACAAACCUGUCCCUCUCCAGCGAUGUGGGAAAAAAGAACAUUUCUGAGGCUCUGACUGCCACGUACAGCGAGGAAGAAGUGCACAUAUACCUGACAGGAAACAGCACACACGGCGUUAAAACCACGUCUGUGAAAACACAGAGCCACAACUGGACUUAUGAGGCAACUCACAACCUGGAAGCUGCAGAGAUUCCUGACUAUAUGCUCAAGUAUUUGGGGAAAGGAACCCCUAAAACGACGCCCGCACCCAGAAAGAAAACCAGAACGGUUUCCUACCAACAGAAGCCGCUGAAGGGCCAGGGCAUGAAAACCAAGAGGAGGAAGGAGUACAAGCCUCAGGUCCGGAGCGGCUUACCGUUCUCUCCUCGUGGGUUCAACCCCGCCAUGACCCCACGCGGGUCGCGACCCCUCUCCCCGCAGCCCGUCUCCGAUGAGAAGGAGCUCUUCAACGAGCCGGUGGUCAUCGGCGUGCCCCGGCCUGAUUUCAGCGACUACGAGCUGUACGUUCCCGGGGACGAACCGGAUCAUUUCACGCCGGAGGAGGAGAACCUGAGUGAGAAUGAUUAUGAGUAUGUGACCUACAUCGACCCCUACAGCAGCCAUGAAGACGUCAAGAAUCUGAACCUGGAUGAAACCAACAAAUACUACUUGAAACUAUCAGGCGGCAAUUCCAAGACCUAUUUCAUCGCUGCAGAGGAGGUUUCAUGGGACUAUGGAGGCUACGGACAGAGGAGGCUCGACAAGCAACUCAACAGCAGAGAAACUAAGUUCACCAAGGUGGUGUUCAGAGGUUACCUGGACAGCAGCUUCAGCACGCCGGACAUCCGCGGAGAGAUAGACGAACAUCUGGGCAUCCUGGGGCCGGUCAUCAAGGCCGAGGUCGGACAGAGCAUCGUGGUGGUGUUCAAGAACAAAGCCAGCCGUCCGUUCUCCUUACACCCGAACGGCGUUGCUUACAAAAAGCACACGGAGGGUCUGUCCUACGAGGACGAGUCCAAGCACUGGUUCAAAUACGACAACGAGGUCAAGCCCAACACCUCCUUCACCUACAUAUGGACGGUCAACUCUAUGGUCGGGCCGCUGCAGGACGAGUCUUCCUGUCGGACCUGGGCCUACUACUCAGGCGUUAAUCCUGAGCGGGAUAUCCACUCCGGCUUGAUCGGGCCUCUGCUGGUGUGCCGGGAGGGAACCCUGGAUAAAGAAAUACCUGACAUGAGGGAGUUCACGCUGCUUUUUAUGACCUUCGAUGAGUCUCAGAGCUGGUACUACGAGGAGAACCGAGAGAGGAUGCAGAGGAAAAGCAGAAGGAGAACUUUGGACCCCAACUUCGCGGAGAAGCUCAAGUUCCACUCCAUCAAUGGUAUCAUCUUCAGCCUGAAGGGCCUGAGGAUGUACACCAACCAGCUGGUGUGUUGGCACCUGAUCAACAUGGGUUCUCCCAAAGACUUCCAGAGCAUCCACUUCCACGGACAGACGUUCCUCCACAAGAAGAUCAGCAGCUACAGACAGGCGGUCCACCCACUGCUGCCUGGAAGCUUUACUACUCUGGAGAUGUAUCCGUCCAAACCGGGCCUGUGGCAGCUGGAGACUGAAGUUGGUUUCAACCAGCAGAAGGGCAUGCAGACUCUGUUCCUGGUUCUGGAUCAUGACUGCUACCGUGAGCUGGGUUUAGAAUCGAGCAGCGUGAAAGACGACCAGAUCACAGCCAUCAACACCAGAGGAUACUGGGAGCCCAAACUUGCCAGAUUAAACAAUCUAGGAAAAUACAACGCCUGGAGCACCGAGCAGAACCACAGCUGGAUCCAGGUGGACUUCCAGCGGCCGGUGGUGAUCAGCCAGGUGGCCACGCAGGGAGCACGGGAGAUGUUCUACACCCAGUUUGUGAGAAAAUACUGGAUCUCCUACAGCACGGACCGCAGGAAGUGGUUCUUCUACAAGGGGGACAGCAGGGACCUGAGGAAGUUUUUCUCUGGAAACGUUGAAGCCUUUGAGACAAAGAAAAACACCUUUUUCCCUCCUGUGAUCGCGCGGUUCAUCCGGCUGCACCCCAUCGACUGGUACAACAAGGCCACGGUCCGCAUGGAGUUCUACGGCUGUGAGCUCGAUGGCUGCUCGGUGCCUCUGGGGCUGGAGAGCAGCGAGAUAGAGGACCACCGGAUCACCGCCAGCUCCACCGCCACCAGCUGGUACUCUGGACCCUGGAGACCCUCGCUAGCUCGCCUCAACAAGCAGGGCACCAUCAACGCAUGGCAGGCCAAGUACGGGGACAUGAACCAGUGGCUGCAGGUGGAGCUGCCCCAGGUGAAGAAGAUCACCGGCAUCGUGACUCAAGGAGCCAAGUCUCUGGGUAAAGAGAUGUACGUCUCCUCCUACAACGUGAUGCACAGCCACAACGGCGUGCACUGGAGCCCGUAUACCGACGACGAGAGCGUCACGUCCAAGACAUUUUUUGGGAAUAAGGACAACAACGACCACGUGAGGAAUUAUAUCUACCCUCCUAUUUUCACCCGCUUCAUCCGAAUCAUCCCGAGGACCUGGGUCAACUCCAUCACCAUGAGGAUAGAACUACUGGGCUGUGACUUUGAGUGAUGAUCCAUCAGAAACACUGAAACACCCCCAGAUAUAUGCAGACAAACUGUCAAAUAUGGAGGAUAUUAGAUGCAUAAUAGUACUAAAUCACAGCCCAACAUUUAUAUCUUAGUCCAUUUGUUAAACUGUCUUAUUUGCAAAGUGCAAAAUGUUUUAUUAUACAAUCAUAUCAAAGAAAUGAAACACCAGCAGUCACUGAUAAAAAAGUCGGUAACACUUUACAAUAGCCAUCUAAGUGAUGUUUAUUUGUGUGAUAAGUGAUAAUUAUUAUUAACCAUUUACAAAAUUCCAUACAUAUUUAAUCUUUAAAUGUUUUCAAGCAAUUUCUUAAAGGUAUAUGAAUCAAUUUUAAAUCAUUUACAUACUUAAUAUGGUGUUAAAAAUGUUAUAAUGAGUGUAAAGCUAUUAAUAAAUGAAUAAUUAUGUUUGUUUAUGGUAAAGUAAUCUAUUUGGCAUUUAUAAAUUAUAGUUCAACAUUAUUACAUUUUCUAUUCACCAUUCUAAAUGGCCUAUAUACGGUUUAUAAAUGAUGAUUAAACAUUAAUAAACUAUCUGUUUACCAUUUAUAAAUGGUCUAUUUACCAUCUAUAAAUGAUGGUUAUUGUAAAGUGUUACCAAAAAGUCUUCUAAUUUUUUGUUACAGAUAGAAUACAUUAAUCUGCACAAUCUCAAUAUGUAAUCUUAAUAUUAUACAAAUAUAUGGCUGGUUAAAAUGUGUUAAGUUAUGUUUGAGUCACCCUAACCCUAUUGUCAAUAUUUUUUUCUGUUUUUGAAAUACUAGUUGCAUUUAGAAGCUGCUGUAUGACAUUUUGACCAACAGAAAUUAUUAGAAAUUGAUGUAAAUAUGUAAGUAGAGAUCAGGUAAUUUAUUUUUCAAUAAAUAUGAUUUUUAUUGUUAUUUUUCAGUGCAUGAAUGAAUGGAUUGUGUUUGUCUUGGUAUGCUGAGUAUGUGAGCACUGAUAUCUUCUCAUGGUGUCCCGGACGUGUCACUUUUAGCACCUCUGCAGAGGCUGGGCCCCCUCGUGCAGCAGCACCUCAGGGCCUGCAGAGUCAACAGACACGUGCAGCUGCAAACACAUGGCAUGUUGAUCCUGGUGCUGAUCAUGUUAGAGUGAGCACUGGAGGUGUGAACGUCUCAGCAUGGCUGAUCUGUGAAGGGAAAUAAACUCAUUGAUGCUUUAUUGGACAACUGGCU
Centropristis striata (black sea bass) is the source of this 7173-nucleotide messenger RNA. It is a transcript of the gene f5, whose product is annotated as coagulation factor V. The record is from RefSeq and is a predicted model, not a curated record. Gene Ontology annotation, molecular function: copper ion binding. The coding region runs from base 102 to 5978 and encodes 1958 amino acids. The transcript is spliced from 25 exons. NCBI's taxonomy places the organism in Eukaryota, Metazoa, Chordata, Actinopteri, Perciformes, Serranidae.